AUGUCGUCACCUGCGGCGUCCAAGAGCUCUGCAGCCGAAGUGGCUGAAGGAUCUGAUCAGCCAGGCAACGGAACCCCUCCACUGUCAUCGCCGGGUGGCACAGGCACCUCUCCAGCCGCCGAUACGACGACCAACCGAUCUCGUAGCAACUCUCCCGCUGGAAGCGAGACCGGCUCAGUCGAAUCUGGUGAAUUAGACUCAGCUCCUCCCCUACCUCAAGAGCCCGCGCCCGAUGCUGCUCCUCCCUUGCCUCAAGAACCCGCGCCUGGGUCCGCGGCAGACCCUUCUGAUGACGGCUGGGACUGUCAUUGGGACGCCACCCACAACGCUUGGUUCUUCUUCAACCGCUUCACACAUCAGACCCAGUGGGACAACCCGCGAGUCCCGUCUGCCGCCGCCGCUGCACCCGCAGCUGCGCCGGGCACCGAUGCUGCAACCGAGCCUCUAGCUCCGCCACCUGGCUCUGCGCCUGUCGGCGGUUACAAUCCUGCCAUCCAUGGCGACUACGACCCGAACGCCUGGUAUGCGCAGGGCUACCAGCAGCCCGAGGAUGGGGGCCCCAAGGAGCCGCUGCCCGACCCAGGCCUGCUCUACGUCUCGGGAGGUUUCUUCAACCGCCACACGGGCAAGUUUCAGACCGCGGAUCAGGGGCCCUCGCGUCACAGCGACGAUGCCAAGUCGAACCGCCAGAUGAACGCCUACUUCGACGUCGACGCUGCCGCCAACGCUCACAACGGGCGGAGCCUCAAGGCUGAGCGCAGCGGUAAGAAGCCGUCCAAGUCUGAGCUCAAGGCCUUCAAGGAGAAGCGACGCGCCAAGAAGGAGGAGAAGCGCCGUGCCUGGCUGCGAGACUAG
Thyridium curvatum is the source of this 855-nucleotide messenger RNA. RefSeq lists its product as uncharacterized. The transcript has a single exon. The coding region runs from base 1 to 855 and encodes 284 amino acids. Gene Ontology annotation, molecular function: protein binding. Lineage: Eukaryota; Fungi; Ascomycota; Sordariomycetes; Thyridiales; Thyridiaceae. The record is from RefSeq and is a predicted model, not a curated record.